Nannospalax galili (Upper Galilee mountains blind mole rat) is the source of this 3448-nucleotide messenger RNA. RefSeq names its product mitogen-activated protein kinase 8 interacting protein 2 (gene Mapk8ip2). The record is from RefSeq and is a predicted model, not a curated record. The transcript has 13 exons. The coding region runs from base 228 to 2726 and encodes 832 amino acids. Gene Ontology annotation, cellular component: cytoplasm. Gene Ontology annotation, biological process: regulation of JNK cascade. Lineage: Eukaryota; Metazoa; Chordata; Mammalia; Rodentia; Spalacidae. Gene Ontology annotation, molecular function: protein binding.
GUCCUGGCCACCGACUGCACCGCUGCGGAUUCUCAGGGCGUGAAUGCUGCUCCUAGGGCCGCACCCACCUCGGCGAGCCACCCACCUCCAACCAGCACUGCACACCGCCGCUACCAAGAGGGCGUGUCACGAGGUGAGCGGGGAGGCCCCGGCCGCGAGCGGAGCACCAAGGGCGCGCGGUGCUCCUUACCCCUCCCCCUCGCAGCCGUCCGGCGGUUCCCGGGAAGAUGGCGGAUCGCGCGGAGAUGUUUUCUCUCUCCACCUUCCACUCGCUGUCUCCUCCGGGCUGCAGGCCUCCCCAGGACAUAAGCCUGGAAGAAUUUGAUGAUGAAGACUUGUCUGAGAUCACCGAUGACUGUGGCCUGGGCCUUAGCUACGACUCAGACCACUGCGAGAAGGACAGCCUCUCCCUAGGGCGCUCGGAGCAGCCACAUCCUAUCUGUUCCUUCCAAGAUGAUUUCCAGGAAUUUGAAAUGAUUGAUGACAAUGAGGAGGAGGAAGAGGAUGAAGAAGAGGAGGAAGAGGAGGAAGAGGAGGAAGAGGGAGAUGGGGAGGGCAAAGAAGGAGAACCUGGCUCAGAGGCACCUGCUGGGGAAUCCCUUAUUCCUUCUCCUUCCCUGGAUGAGCUGCACAAGCACAGGCCCACCACACUCCACCUGACUACACUGGGAACCCAGGAUUCCCUGAACAACAAUGGAGGUUUUGUCCCUGCAUUCCCAUCCUCCUGGCAAGAGACUGUGCUGUUUUCACCAGCUCAGGAGCCCCUUAGAGAGUUCCCAGCCCCCCUCCUGCCCACUGAAGAGGAGCCCCAUGAGGUACAGUCUCUGGUGCACCCUGGUUGUGACUGUGAAGGGAAUGAGCCUCCAGAGCCACCAGCAUCAGGUGGUGCCUCACCUUCCUCCGACCCUGGUAUUGAGGCUGACCUGAGAAGCCACUCUAGUGGGGGCCAUGAGGGUCGUCGUAGCAGCCAGGAGCUCUCAUCACCAGGCUCAGACUCUGAGGAUGCAGGUGGUGCACGCUUGGGGCGCAUGAUCUCCUCCAUCUCUGAGACAGAGCUGGAGCUGAGCAGUGAUGGAGGCAGUAGCAGUAGCGGCCGCUCCUCCCACCUCACCAACUCCAUCGAAGAGGCUUCAUCACCGGCCUCAGAGCCUGACCACGAGCCUGAGCCGGAGCCUGAGCGGCUGCAGGAACCUCCCCGCCGACCUGCCUUCCUGCCUGUGGGCCCUGAUGAUACCAACAGCGAGUAUGAGUCUGGCUCUGAGUCUGAGCCUGACCUCAGUGAGGAUGCUGACUCGCCCUGGCUGCUCAGCAACCUGGUGAGCCGCAUGAUCUCAGAGGGCUCCUCACCCAUUCGUUGCCCUGGUCAGUGCCUGUCUCCUGCAGCACGCCUGCAAGGAGAGCCUGCAUCACAGGCCUGUGGGACCACUGAGGACUCCCAAGACCCCGAGGCAGUGGCAGGUGCCCACGUGGAGUUGGUGGACAUGGAGACCCUGUGUGGGCCACCCCCAUCAGCUCCCGCAGCCCCUCGGCCUGGCCCUGUGCAGCCUGGGCCCUGCCUUUUUCUCAGUAACCCGACCCGGGAUACCAUCACACCGCUUUGGGCUGCACCUGGCCGCACUGCCCGCCCUGGACGCUCCUGCUCUGUUGCCUGCUCAGAGGAGGAGGACGAGGAUGAUGAAGAGGAGGAGGACGAUGCAGAGGACAGCAUAGUUCCCCCUGGUUCCAGAGACACAGGCUCUGCUGUACCGCUGGAUGCUUCGCUGGUGUAUGAUGCAGUUAAAUACACACUAGUAGUGGAUGAACACACGCAGCUAGAGCUGGUGAGCCUACGGCGCUGUGCAGGCCUGGGAAACGACAGUGAAGAGGACAGCAGUGGUGAGGCCAGUGAGGAAGAGACCGGGGCUGCACUACUAGGUGGUGACCAGGUCCCAGGGAAUGAGUCUCCAGACAGUCCCGACCUCACCUUCUCCAAGAAGUUCCUCAAUGUCUUUGUCAACAGCACAUCUCGAUCCUCCAGCACUGAGUCCUUUGGUCUUUUUUCCUGUCUGGUCAAUGGGGAGGAGAGAGAGCAGACACAUCGGGCUGUCUUCAGGUUCAUCCCCCGCCAUCCGGACGAACUGGAGCUAGAUGUGGAUGACCCAGUAUUGGUUGAGGCUGAAGAAGAUGACUUUUGGUUUCGUGGCUUCAAUAUGCGUACUGGCGAGCGUGGUGUGUUCCCUGCCUUCUAUGCCCAUGCAGUGCCUGGUCCUGCUAAGGACCUGUUAGGGAGCAAGCGGAGCCCUUGUUGGAUAGAGCGCUUUGAUGUGCAGUUCUUGGGCUCCGUGGAGGUGCCAUGUCACCAAGGCAAUGGCAUCCUGUGUGCAGCCAUGCAGAAGAUUGCCACUGCCCGGAAACUGACUGUCCACCUGCGCCCCCCUGCCUCUUGUGACCUUGAGAUCUCUUUGCGGGGAGUCAAGCUGAGUCUGAGUGGAGGAGGGCCUGAGUUCCAGCGCUGCAGCCACUUCUUCCAGAUGAAGAACAUCUCAUUCUGUGGCUGUCAUCCCCGCAACAGCUGCUAUUUUGGCUUCAUCACCAAACACCCACUGCUAAGCCGCUUCGCCUGCCAUGUCUUUGUGUCCCAGGAGUCUAUGAGACCAGUGGCACAGAGUGUGGGCCGCGCUUUCCUGGAAUACUACCAGGAGCACCUGGCAUUUGCCUGCCCCACAGAGGACAUCUACCUGGAGUAGCAUCCACCACCCUCAGCUCUGUCCAUGAGGCUCUGGGUGUCUGUAGGCCACCAUGGCUUGCACAAGGACUGGAUUGGGGACAUGUGGUACCUUACAUGGUUGGAGUCUCUGGGCUGGGAAAUCUCAUCCUUUAUCCCUGGGGUACAGCUUAUGGGGGCUGCGGGGAAGAGGAAUUCUAGCAGCCCCACUUUUCCUCUGAUGCACAUUUUCUCUGUCAUCCUCAUUUGUCUUGUCCCUCCAGCUCCCUUUCCUCUGUCUCCUGCCCCUUUUUGUGCCUGUAGACCUUGCCCUUUGCUCUCUCUUUUGGAGUCAGAACUUGGGGGAGGCGGGUGGGUUUAGGGUAACUGGUGAGGUCAGGUUCCCCAGUUAUUCCCUCCUGGCCUCUUGUGAUUUAUAAAUGAAUUUUAAUUUUUAUAGUGCAUCUCAAGGGAUUAUCUCAUCCUUGAUCACAGGAAGGGACCCCAAGCCUAACCUACAGGGAGCUCAGGGGAAGUAGGGAGGGGUUCCUAAGAGAGCCUUAGGGUAAACAGAAGUGGCUCUUGAUGUUCACCCAAAGCUCCCCAAUGCUGUUAGGAGAGGGUGCCCCAAAAGGCACCUCCAACAGGCCAUCUGCUUUGCUGCUAACAACCCUGCAGUCCAGCGAGUGAGUAUCUGCCCUGCGUGCGCGUUCUGCUGUGUACGUGGGCCCAGCCCAUGGCCUCAAUAAACUCUGCUUGGUGUGA